This is a messenger RNA of Sphaeramia orbicularis (orbiculate cardinalfish), 1562 nucleotides long. RefSeq names its product B2 bradykinin receptor-like. Gene Ontology annotation, biological process: cell chemotaxis; calcium-mediated signaling; G protein-coupled receptor signaling pathway. Bases 144 to 1163 code for a protein of 339 amino acids. Lineage: Eukaryota; Metazoa; Chordata; Actinopteri; Kurtiformes; Apogonidae. Gene Ontology annotation, molecular function: C-C chemokine receptor activity; C-C chemokine binding; bradykinin receptor activity. The transcript has 3 exons. Gene Ontology annotation, cellular component: external side of plasma membrane; membrane. The record is from RefSeq and is a predicted model, not a curated record.
GACAGACUGAGCAGAGCAGCAGCAAGAACUUGGACAGAUUGGUUAGACAGAGCUCUCCACAUUUCACAUCUGGACUUAAUCUAAAACUGGGACAAUGGCCCUGCCUACAAGUUUCCCAGUUGACAUCACCAACACUACCAUAAAUGAAGAUCUGUUUCCCAGUUAACAUCACCAACACUACCAUAAAUGAAGAUCUGGUAUAUACCAGCAACCAGUGUCCUGAAACAGAGAUUGACCAGAUGAUCUACACUGUGGUGCCUGUGUAUCUUCUCAUCAUCUCUGUGCUGGGAAUUGUACUUAAUAUUCUGGUCCUUUUGGUGUUCUGGCUCCACAAGAAUCCCUGCACCGAACCUGAGAUCUACCUGAGCAACAUGGCGGCUGCUGACCUCCUCCUGAUGUGCUUUCUGCUCUUCUGGGCUGCCACCGUAGCCAACAAAUACAACUGGUUCUUCGGUGCCCUCAUGUGUCAAAUGGUCAACUUUUGCAUUGUCGUGAACGCCAACUGCAGCAUCUACUUCCUUGUUCUGGUUAGCAUCGAUCGUUUUUUGGCCCUGGUGCAUCCACUGUCUAAUGAUAGAAUACGCAGCCGGAAAUGUGCUCGACUUGGUUGUGUGCUGGUCUGGUGUUUUGGUUUGAGCCUCGGUAUCCCCACGCUCAUGUGCAGAAAAGUGAAAGAUUACCCUCAAUUUAAUUUUUCUAGCUGCUCUUUUGAUUGCAGUGAAACUGUAUUUUAUACAAAUGAGGUGGUUAAGACCAUGUUCGGCUUCAUUAUCCCAGUUGCCAUCAUUUCCUACUGCACCGUCAAGAUCAUUCAAGCUUUGAAAAAUCGAUCAGUAGAGAGUGCCAGGAUUCAGAAAAUGGAGCACAAGGCUACCUUUCUGGUGUUGGUAGUGCUAGGGGCAUUUCUGAUCUGCUGGGCCCCAUUUCAGACAUUGAGGAUCAUAGAAAAUUUCCUAAGGACUGGAAUCAUCCCUGGAAAUAGCAGCUGUGAAGUUGUCCGAGUCUUUGACAUCUGCAUGCACACCUUUAACUAUCUUGCCUUUUUUAACAGUGUUCUGAACCCUAUCCUCUAUGUGAUCGUAGGAAAGAAUUUCCGUACAAAAAUGCGAGAAGUCUCCAACAGAUACUGUACACUGAGACAAAAUCAUCAUCCACACGACUGACCACCAGCUCAGCCUCGACAAAAACAAGCAUAUGAAGGUUUACCAUUUUGUCUGUGUCUGAGAUGUUAUUGGAUUUUUCAUUUGAUGUUGCACCUUGUUCAAGCUUAAUUACCUGAGCCUGACCCAAACACGUUCCUAACAAGACACUACUGAUUGUAUUUUAAUAGACUCUGGGUCUAGGCUACGAUAUACACACAAAGCACCCUUCAUGUCUGAACAGUCAUCUUAACAGGAUAGUGGCGUAGAUUUUAUCUGUGCAGUCUGUCAAUACGCUUGUGUUUGUUCCAGAUUUUAACCUGUUUAAACAUGUGCAUAAGUUACCAUUAUGCCACGUUUCCACUACGUGGUACCAGCUCGGCUCGACUCAACUCAACUCGGCCUUUUUGCGUUUCCAUUAUG